This is a messenger RNA of Schistosoma guineensis, 1257 nucleotides long. Lineage: Eukaryota; Metazoa; Platyhelminthes; Trematoda; Strigeidida; Schistosomatidae. The record is from the annotation of a GenBank genome assembly.
AUGCGUUAUAUAUCUAAACAGGAACAAUUCUGGAUCGCUUGCAGUUUCGGACGUGAAGGAGCUGCUAAGAGGUUGAUCGAAGCUGGUGUGGAUGUUAAUUGGAGGUCCUAUGUGUACGAAUGCUAUCCUAUACAUGUCUGCUCCCAAGGGAAACCUAGUAUUUUACAGAUGGUUAUUCGAGCAGGAGCAGAUGUUAAUGCACUUGAUUCCGCAGGUAAUACAGCUUUGCACCAUGCUGCUAUGUCAGGCAAUGAAAUCAAUACUCAAAUGCUUUUAUCUGCGGGUGUAAAUGUUGAUAUAGUCAAUAAAAAUGGUUGGACACCGUUAUUCAAUGCUGUCUAUUGGAAUCAUCCAUCUAUUGCUGAAAUGCUACUGGCCAAUGGUUCAAGUCCAUUUUUGAAGAAUAAGAAUGGGAGAAUUCCACUACAUGAAUUAUGCCGAACUAAAUCCAAAGAUUCUGUUCGAAUUCUUAAAAAUUUCGAAUUACUUCUUCAAUGUAUGAAUAAAUAUAAACGAGAAGCAUUAGUCAGUAUAACUGAUUGCAAGCCUGAUCCCAUUACUACUACUACUUCUACUACUAUUGAUGACAAUCUAAAUUUAAAUGAAACUAUGAUAGAUAAUUGUGGAGCUUCUAUUGAUUUGGAUAAUAUGAGUUUAAGAGCAUGUUCUCACAAUGACUUGGAUUCAGAAGCUGACUUUACCCCACUUCUAUUUGCCUGCUAUCAUGGACAUUUGGAACUUGUCAAAGCACUGUUGGAUCGUGGCGUUAAUGUCUCCGUUACUGACAAGAAUCACUGGACAGCUUUACAUUGGGCUGCACAACAGUGUCAUGCUGAUAUUGUUGAAGUACUAUUGGAUUAUGGUGCAUCAAUAUAUGCGAAAGAUUUGCGUGGUUGUAUGCCAUAUGCUGUAACAAAUGAUAUAGGUUUACAAGAAUGUCUUUCACCCGAUAUUGACUAUCCAAAUAUUAUAUCCAAUGGACAUGUAACCACUGAUGAAGAAGAUGAUGAUGAUAAGGACAAUCGUAAUAAUGAUAUGAAUGACAUAGAUAGAAAAGAAGAAGUAUCUAAAAUAAAAUCAAGUUCACUUCAAUUACAAUUAUUACAAUCACAUCCACAAAUAAAUAUAAAUGAUACAUUGGAUUCAUCUGUGAUAACUAAACAACUUAAUCUAAUGGAAUUAUCUUUAAUUGAAAAUCACAUGGAAAUAUCCACUGCUGAAAUAGCAUCACCUGAAAUUUAUAUUAGCACUGUAUAA